CUCAAUGUGUCGGCCAUUUUCACAAAUGAAUUCAAGUAAUAAAGAAGUGUAUAAUUUUUCUGAGCUGUUUAUUAUCGUGAAAUGAUGGGUUUCUAGUGCGUGCCAAGUGCAACAAACACCCUUAGGGGUUGCUUACAACAAAUAUGAUUAAAAAUAUGGCCAAUAUGGCGUCUUACGACCAACAAAACGUGUUACAAACACAAUCUAUAAUAAAAACCAUUGAUUCAACUCCUUUGAUCUCUUUUGAAAACCAUUUCAUUGUUCAAUUGGUCGAAUUGAUUAACAACAACAAAAACAAUGGACUCAUUGGAGCUGCCAAUCGAUUUGAUUUGGGAGGGGAAGAUAGAACCCCUAUCCCCGAAUCAGUUAGCGCUUGUUAACUCGGAAGAUAUUAUGAUAUUUGAAAAUGACCUAUCUACUGACUUCAUCUUAAACCAUUCCAAUAUAAUUUUCGAUGGAAAGAAAUCUCCGGAAGAAAUUCUAUUCGAAUUGCAACAGGAAAUCGCUGAACAGGACGACGACAGCAAUGAAUCUACUCAAUGGCUAGACGAACCCAUUAGUCUGCCAAUCCCAGUGGAAUACAAUCAUCCAUUGCCACAACGUCAACCACUCAAAAUCGAUCAAACUGCACAACUUAUGCGAGAGUUUAAUUCUGUUCUCGAUGCUGUUGAAUUAACCCAUUUGACCCCACCACAAACUCCACCUGAAUCACCGCAAAUCGAGAAUUUGACCGAUCUGAAAUUCGAUCAGUUCGUUUUCUCGUCCACACCUCAACCGCAGCAACAGAUAAUUCUCAACGCUAACUUUUUCAACUUUGACCAAGCCGUUCAAUCUCCAGCAUGCAGUCAAGAUAUCGCUCGGGAAAUGGAAGUUGUCGAGGAACUGGUUCGUUCACAUGCCGAAAAUCUGCCGGAAUGGACAACUGAUGACGACUAUUCAUCACAGUCGUCGUCGCCAAAUUCGUCGCCGCGAUCAACCAGUGAUGACUCUUUCGACAAUGCAUCCCAAUCGAAUGACGACGAAUGGUCCCCUGCAUCGACUCCAACUCCGUCUAAAAGACGUGUACGAUCGUCGGAAGAUAAGAAAUCCAGAAAAAAGGAGCAGAAUAAAAAUGCGGCUACUCGGUACCGGCAGAAGAAGAAAGCCGAAUCCGAAGUGGUCAUGGGGGAAGAGCGCGAAUUGCAAGACAAAAACAAUCAACUCCAAGUGAAAUAUGCUGACAUCCAGCGAGAGAUUAAAUACUUGAAAGGUCUUAUGCGCGAAUUGUACCAAGCGAAAGGACUUUUGUAAAGUGCAGACGGCACAAUCAUUCUAAUAGUUUUAUGCGCUACAACAUGUUAUAAUCAAAUAUCAAAUAUUUUUCGAGUUCAUGCUAACUAAACUAACUUAAUGUUCUAUCAAUUAGAAUGUGCAAAUUAUUUCGUCUAAUGCGUUUAAAGUAAAUGGAUCGUUGAAGCGAAUUAUGGAACAUAUGAAAAGCUUGUUUCUUGGCUUUGAAGCUCUUUCUCACGAUUAGUUUCAACAUGCAGUUAUUUUGCUGGUUCAAUUUCCAUGUAAAAGUGGGAGGUGGACACGAGCUCGUAUUUGUCAUGGAUAAUUUGCAUUUUACAUUUUUACUUAACGAAAAUGUAAAUUUAUUAAUUGUGUAGUAAGUUGAUGUACACAAUAAUUAAAUAAAUCUGGAGGCGGACACA
Messenger RNA from Bradysia coprophila, 1694 nucleotides. It is a transcript of the gene crc, whose product is annotated as bZIP transcription factor crc. Gene Ontology annotation, cellular component: nucleus. Gene Ontology annotation, biological process: regulation of transcription by RNA polymerase II. NCBI's taxonomy places the organism in Eukaryota, Metazoa, Arthropoda, Insecta, Diptera, Sciaridae. Gene Ontology annotation, molecular function: RNA polymerase II transcription regulatory region sequence-specific DNA binding; DNA-binding transcription activator activity, RNA polymerase II-specific. The record is from RefSeq and is a predicted model, not a curated record.